Messenger RNA from Annulohypoxylon maeteangense, 4859 nucleotides. Its product is annotated as tricalbin. Gene Ontology annotation, molecular function: lipid binding. The transcript has 4 exons. Bases 175 to 4677 code for a protein of 1500 amino acids. The record is from RefSeq and is a predicted model, not a curated record. NCBI's taxonomy places the organism in Eukaryota, Fungi, Ascomycota, Sordariomycetes, Xylariales, Hypoxylaceae.
CCUUUUAAUCCAAGACAAUUUCUUUGUCAAACUUUGUCGCCCCUCCACGCGAAAUACGAUCGGCACGCUCAACAAACCGAACUACAUAUGCUGCGCGACGCAACGGCCAACCACCCAGCCCUCUCGCGCUUUUGAGUUGCUUCAGCGGUAUAGGCACCUUCUCGAGAAGUCACCAUGGCAUCGAUCGAACGAGAAGCAAAUGAGCUUAAGCAACAAGGCGCCAUUGAGGCCGCUCGCGACCCCGAAUCUUCUGUUACUUCGAACGAUGCCCAGAAAAAAUUAGUUGAGGAGAGCAAAAAUGCAGGCGUGGCUGCUUUCACAUUCGACCCGGAUGCCAGUCCGGAGGAAAAGAGAGCUCAGGCCAAAGCUGCCAUACCUAACGAUAUCCGCCAUUUACGGAAACCGCGAGGUGUAGCCAUUGCCACCGACGUCGACGAUGGCACAAAAGCUGAUUACGCUCUUCCCUCCCCUUCCAAGGCUAACGCUAUCGUACACGCCAAAGACAAAGAUGGGCGAUCAAUUACGGACGGAAACACGGCCAGGGAGGAAGAAGAGCUAGCUGAUAUGGUUGGGUGGACUCAGCGAUUCGGCUGGCCUGUCGACAGUGUCAUGGAAGGCGAUAGUCUAUUGGAUCAUACCACCUGGCUAGAGGGAACUGUUCCUGACCAAUACUUUGGAGACUGGUAUCAUAAUGCUGCGGUCAUCAUUUUUGCUUGUCUCUCUUCGUGGCUUGUUGCCGUCCUUGGAGGUGGUCUAGGUUGGGUCAUUAUCAUUAUGGCAACUUGCUCUACUUACUACCGCACUUCGAUCAGGAGAGUCCGGAGAAACUUCCGUGACGACAUUACACGGGAAAUGGCGCUGAAGAAGCUGGAGAAUGAUCACGAAUCUGUUGAAUGGAUUAACUCGUUCCUCGUAAAGUUCUGGCCUAUUUACCAACCUGUCCUCGCACAGACUGUCAUCAACUCCGUUGAUCAGGUUUUGAGCUCGGCGACUCCUUCAUUUCUUGAUAGUCUACGACUAAAGACCUUCACCCUAGGGUCCAAGCCUCCCAGGAUGGAUCAUGUCAAGACUUAUCCCAAGGCAGAAGAUGACACCAUCAUUAUGGAUUGGAAAUUCAGCUUCACACCAAAUGAUAAAGAGGAUAUGACGGCGCGCCAAAUCCAAAACAAGAUCGACCCCAAGGUUGUCCUCGAAAUCCGCAUCGGAAAAGCCAUGAUUAGCAAGGGCCUAGACGUCAUUGUAGAGAAGAUGUCCUUUUCCGGCAUUAUGCGCUUAAAGAUCAAACUCCAGUUCCCCUUCCCACAUAUCGAGAAAGUCGAAAUGUGCUUCCUUGAGCGCCCAGAAAUUGACUAUGUUUGUAAGCCUCUUGGCGGUGAAACAUUUGGUUUCGAUAUCAAUUUCAUUCCUGGCCUGGAACGCUUCAUUCAAGAACAGAUUCACGGAAACCUAGCCCCAAUGAUGUACGCUCCAAAUGUAUUCCCUAUUGAAGUUGCGAAGUUGCUUGCAGGUUCACCUGUCGACCAAGCGAUUGGUGUGAUCGCGAUUACGAUCCAUGGAGCUCAAGGUCUCAAGAACCCCGAUAAUUUCGCCGGCAAUCCCGAUCCGUACGCUGUGGUCACUUUCAACAAGAGAGCGCCUCUUGCUCAGACCAAAGUUGUCAAGGACACUCCAAACCCCAGAUGGGGUGAGACGCAUUAUGUUAUCGUUACGUCGUUUAACGACUCGCUUGACCUUAUCGUGUACGACUAUAACGAUUUCCGCAAAGACAAAGAGCUCGGUGUCGGGUCCUUCCCGCUUGAACGGAUAGAGGAGCUUGGCGUGUACGAGAACGAGCGCCUAGAAGUUAUUGCCCAUGGUAAAGCUAGAGGUGUGAUCAAUGCUGAUAUUCGCUUCUUCCCCGUUCUAGAGGCUACAGAACACGAAGGCAAAGUAGAGCCACCUCCAGAGACGAACACCGGUAUCCUACGAUAUACUAUUGAGCAAGCAAAGGAUCUCGACGGCACCAAGAGCUUGGUUGGCUUACUCAAUCCAUAUGCUGCGCUACUACUAAACGGCAAAGAAGUCCACCUAACCAAAAGGCUCAAGCGUACCAACAAUCCAAUUUGGGACAAUGGUUCUAAGGAAAUUCUUAUCACCGACCGGAAAAAUGCCAAAUUGGGUCUUGCUAUCAAAGAUGACCGCGAAAUCGCUGGAGAUCAACUUAUCGGUACUCACCAGAUCAAGCUUGAUGACAUGCUUGAGAUGAUGGAGAAGGGUCAUGAGUGGUACAAUCUAUCGGGGGCCAAGACUGGACGAGCAAAGUUGACCGCUCAAUGGAAACCUGUCGCGCUGUCCGGUGUGUUAGCAGGAACUGGAGGUUACCAAACCCCCAUCGGUGUUAUGCGCCUCCACUUCAAGGGUGCGCGCGAUCUUCGGAAUUUCGAGACUAUGGGUAAAUCGGAUCCCUAUGUUCGCGUGCUACUCUCCGGUAUUGAAAAGGGUCGAACCGUAACGCACCGCAAUACGUUAAGCCCCGAAUGGGACGAAGUCAUCUACAUACCAAUGCAUUCUGCUAGAGACCGUCUAACCCUUGAGGUUAUGGAUGCGGAGAAGAUGGGUAAGGAUCGUAGCUUGGGCUUGGUCGAGGUCUUUGCCGGUGACUACAUCACUGAAGAUGAGGAGACCGGCGAAUACCUCGUCCAUGACGCGAAGAAGGCACACGAAGGCGGCCUCCGGUUGCACGGAAAGGGCAUCGCAAAGGGAACGCUCGCAUAUACCGUUUCGUUCUAUCCAUGCCUAAACGUCGCAGAUCCCGAGGAGGAGGAGGAAGAGGCAAAGGAUAAAGAAGUAGCCGCAGAAGCACCGAAGAAGUCACUCGAUGUUCCUCGAUCAUCGGAAGCUGGGAAGAUUCCCACGCUAGAGAGGAAAGAAAACGGUAGUGUACCAAUAACGCCAACUUCGCCCUCGAUGCCCAAAUCGCCGGUCUCUCCUAGGUCAACUGCAUCUGGACGAAGGUCUCGUGAAGCGCAACGCGAGCGCCCUAAGGUUCACCUUUCCCCCGAGGAGCUACUGAAGUAUGAAUGUGGAUUCUUGAUCUUCAAGCUCAUGGACGCCGAAAUGCCUAAAAGUGGAACACAUCUCGAAAUCUACGUCGAUGACAUGUUAUACCCGUCCUAUAUCUCGGGCACAGCCAAGAAUAAAGUGUUUAAAUUCGAUGAGAUUGGCGACUGCUUUAUCCGCGAACUGGACUUCUCACGCCUAACUCUCAAGGUGAGAGAGAAACGCGAGAAGCCAGGUGAAGAGCGCGAUGAAGAUCAUACAGUAGCUCGGUUAACGGGUAACACUCUAGACACUUUGAAGCAAUGUUUAAAUAACCCCACGGUUCUAAAGCUAAAGGAUGAAGAAAAUAGAGCUGCCACGGUUAGGGUCAGCUUGAAGUAUAUCCCUGUCAAGAUGCAUCUCGAUCCUAGCGAGAGCAUCAAUAACAUGGGUAACCUUCGCGUCGAUGUAUUGGAUGCAACUGACCUACCUCCUGCGGACUCGAACGGCAAAAGUGACCCAUACUGCAAGUUCGAGCUUAAUGGGCAGGAUGUGUUCAAGACCAAGACCCAAAAGAAAACGCUCAAUCCCGUAUGGAACGAGUACUUCGAAGUCCCGGUGCCGUCAAGAACCGCUGCCAAGUUCACCUGUAAAGUCUAUGACUAUGACUUCGCGGAUAAGCCUGACUUUCUGGGUGGAACGGACAUCAAUCUGGAACAGCUUGACCCGUUUAAGGCAAAGGAGCUCAAGUUGCUUCUAGAUGGGAAGUCUGGCUCCGUCAGAUUACGGCUCCUCUUUAGACCUGACUAUGUUACACGCUCCCGACUAGGUACUAGCACGUUCUCGGGAACAUUUGGUGGCCCCGGCAGGAUCGUAACUGGUGUUGUAGGAGCUCCGGUCAAGGGUGGUGUCGCAGUAGCUGGUGUCGUUGGCCACGGUGUUGGAAAGGGUGCCAGUUUUAUCAAGCGAGGUUUCCGAGGAAAGAAAGACGAUGAAGGCAACGGCCUAACUCUAACGUCUAGUAAUUCGGAGAUCCCCACGAUCGUGACAAAUGGACCCGAUACUGCUGCGCCUGGUCCUGGCCUGAGACGAUCGACGGGCUUAAGCGUUGACGGCGAAUCAGCCGCUACUCGCCCUGUCACGCCUAACGGCAAUGGUAAGGCCCAUGGACGCAACCCUAGUUUAGGUGGAGUCUCUAUUCACAGUUUAGCCCCAGGUGCUGCCGGCGCCGGAACAGCUACUUUUACCGUGGUUUCUGCGGAAGGAUAUCCUUCGUCAUCGGAUAUCUACGUCCAGAUCAAACAACUCACACCCAAAGAGCGGACCGUUGGCAAGACAAAACACCACGAGUCUCCUGACGUAGUACGAUUCGACGAAACGUUCAAGCACACAUGCACUCCCGAUACGCAAUUCCGUAUUGAAGUCAAAGGCCACCACACUUUCGGAAGCGACGACGAUCUAGGCGAAGCGCUAUAUUUCGUAGACGAGAGCGGCGGCGGUGAAAAGGAGAUCAAGGUCGGAGGUGGAACGGUGGUUGUGAAGAGCACGUUUGGAGAAAACAACGAAAGCCCCAGUCCAAGAAGUGGGAAUAACGCUUUACGGAGGAGUUUCUUAAGCAAGAGGGAAACCAGGAAUAGCCGAGAAGGAACGCCUACAUAAGUCUCAUAACAUGGGUUUAGCAUUGGGCGCUCAGGGGGCUACGGGUUAUAUAUCGUGACAACUAGUGGGGGGACAGUUCCGACUACAGUGUUUUCAUAAUCAAAAAGUAGAUUUUAGUUAGGUAAUUAUGAUGAGUUUAGCCUAUCCAUAUAGUAAUGACGAAUUUGCUUGUGUGCCUAGGG